This is a messenger RNA of Trematomus bernacchii (emerald rockcod), 2167 nucleotides long. RefSeq names its product NLR family CARD domain-containing protein 3-like. The annotation marks the transcript as partial. The record is from RefSeq and is a predicted model, not a curated record. Lineage: Eukaryota; Metazoa; Chordata; Actinopteri; Perciformes; Nototheniidae. The transcript has 5 exons.
UCAUCCCUACAGGAUCAAUGGAGAGACGAUCAGAGCCAAGAUCCAGAAGACCUGUGACUCCGAUGAAGAACAGGAAGUGAAGACAGACAGAAAGGGAGAAAAUAUGGCGACACUGAAAAGGAUCCUCUUCAGAACUUUAGAACAUUUGGGGGAUGAUGACUUUGAUGAAUUCAAGUGGCGCCUGCAGGGGAAGGUCCUAGGAUUCAAAGGAAUCCCAAAGAGUCGACUAGAGGAUGCAGAUCGGACGCAAACUGUGGACCAGAUGUUUCCGAACUACUGCAUUAACAUUAUUAAAGUGACCAAAAAUGUUUUGAAGGAGAUGAAUCAGAAUCUUCUGGAGGAGAAAUUAUCAAAAAUCUCAUCAGAACCGACAGAGAUUCUUAUUCAGUGCCAAGGGAACCUCAAAUCCAACCUGAAGAAACAAAAUGACAAAAUCCUAGAAAAUGCAAGACCUCUAAAUGAAAUCUACACGGAGAUCUACAUCACCAGAGAGGUCAGACAGAUCGAACAAGCAUCCAGUAAACCAGACAGAUCAGAAACAAUCAUCAGACAAGAAGACCUCUUUAAAGGCUCAAGUGAAAGAGGUAAACCAAUCAGAGCAGUGAUGACAAAAGGAGUGGCUGGCAUUGGGAAAACAGUCUUAACACAGAAGUUCACUCUGGACUGGGCUGAAGGCAAAGCCAACCGGGACAUACUGUUCAUAUUUCCAUUCACCUUCAGAGAGCUGAAUGUGGUGAGAGAGAACAAGUACAGCUUGGUGGAACUUGUUCAUCACUUCUUCUCUGAAACCAGAGACGCAGGAAUCUGCAGGUUUGAUCAGUUCCCGGUCGUGUUCAUCUUUGACGGUCUGGAUGAGUGUCGACUUCCUCUGGACUUCCACAACAAUGACAUCCUGACUGACGUCACAGAGUCCACCUCAGUGGAUGUGCUGCUGACAAACCUCAUCAGGGGGAAGCUGCUUCCCUCUGCUCGCCUCUGGAUAACCACACGACCUGCAGCAGCCAAUCAGAUCACUGAGUUUGUGGACAUGGUGACAGAGGUCCGAGGGUUCACUGACCCACAGAAGGAGGAUUACUUCAGGAAGAGAUUCAGAGAUCAGGAGCAGGCCGGCACCAUCAUCUCCCACAUCAAGACCUCACGAAGCCUCCACAUCAUGUGCCACAUCCCAGUCUUCUGCAGGAUCUCUGCUUCAGUUCUGGAGGGGGUGUUGAAAACCAGAGAGGGAGGAGAGCUGCCCAAUACCCUGACUGAGAUGUACAUCCACUUCCUGGUGGUUCAGUCCAAAGUGAGCGUCAAGUAUGAUGGAGGAGCUGAGACGGAUCCACACUGGAGUCCAGAGAGCAGGGAGAUGAUGAUGGAGGCUCUGGGAAAACUGGCCUUUGAGCAGCUGCUGAAAGGCAACCUGAUCUUCUAUGAUCACGACCUGACAGACUGUGACAUCGAUAUCAGAGCAGCCUCAGUGUACUCAGGAGUGUUGACACAGGUCUUUAGAGAGGUGAGAGGAACGUACAAGAACACUGUGUUCUGCUUCAUCCAUCUGAGCGUUCAGGAGUUUCUGGCUGCUCUUCAUGUCCAUCUGACCUUCAUCAACUCUGGAGUCAACCUGCUGGCAGAAGAAUCAACAACCUCCAGGCUGCUUAAAGUGUUCAGACCAAAACCCACACUAACACAUCUCUAUCAGAGUGCUGUGGACCAGGCCUUACAGAGUCCAAACGGACACCUGGACUUGUUCCUGCGCUUCCUUCUGGGUCUUUCACUGCAGACCAAUCAGAAACUCCUACAUGGCCUGCUGAAAGAAACAGGAAGUAGCUCAGAGAUCAACCAGAAAACAGUUGAGUACAUCAAGAAGAAGAUAAGAAAGAACCCGUCUCCGGAGAGAAGCAUCAACCUGUUCCACUGUCUGAAUGAACUGAAUGAUCGUUCUCUAGAGGAGCAGAUCCAACAGUCCCUGAGUUCAGGAAGUCUCUCCACAGAUAAUCUGUCUCCUGCUCAGCGGUCAGCUCUGGUCUUCAAUGCCUCCAGGAAAGCUCUGCUGAGUGGCUCUAUCAGCACAGACACACAGCUGCUGCCCAGCCGCAGCACAGACACACAGCUGCUGCCCAGCCGCAGCACAGACACACAGCUUCUAUACCUGGGUAUACCCGCAAGCUCCGUUCCAGCCGAGAGG